This is a messenger RNA of Didymella exigua CBS 183.55, 2391 nucleotides long. RefSeq lists its product as uncharacterized. The transcript has a single exon. Lineage: Eukaryota; Fungi; Ascomycota; Dothideomycetes; Pleosporales; Didymellaceae. The coding region runs from base 1 to 2391 and encodes 796 amino acids. The record is from RefSeq and is a predicted model, not a curated record. Gene Ontology annotation, molecular function: protein binding.
AUGACCACCUCGCCGUGCCCAGCGGGAAGUGCGACGAAGUCGACGGCAGACGCUGCCGUCACGUGCUCGCUCGAGCAGCUCCCCGGAGAGCUACUGCAGCUCGUCGUGUCCUACCUCAGUACCGACGCCCUCCGGCACGCUGCCCUCGCCUCGCGUACCCUCUACCGCCAUGCGAGCGACCGUCUCUGGCAGCACGUCUGUCUCGCGGACAAGCGCACGCUGCACGAGCUCGACGACGCCGACGAACACGACGAUACGCCCAUCAUCGAGAAGCUGUACAUCCUGGCGACCAAUCCCGUGCUGGCCGCCAAGGUCCAGACCCUCACCCACCGAUGCCACCUGCCCACGCCGAACAUCCUCACCGAGCUGCCACGCAUGUACUUCGACGCUGCCAAUCUCUCCGCCGACGAACGUCUGCACAGGCUGCUCAGGGUCGCCAUCUGGAACCUGGUCAACGUGCACACUCUGCGCGUUGUGUACGGCCACUGGCACCUGACCACUGCUCUGGUCGCUGGCUUCCUCGACUAUGCACGGCCGCGCGGGGUCCCGCUGCGGAAGCUGUGGCUGGAGAGCUGUGCUUUCGACAUGACAAACUUCAGCUUUCUCGGUCCGACCGGCGACAGCGGGCUUGAGUCUGUCCGCCUGCGCCGCCUCAGAGCAGAGCCGCGCCUCGCUGGAUCCAAGUACGGCAUGGCGUGGCUGGACAUGAAGCUUGCGCGUGGAGGGCACCACUACCAGAUGCACAACGGCGCAGGUUCGUGGGUGGGCACCACUGUCGAGUUCUCGCAGAAGGAUCUGCCGACACAGCUCACGCUGCCCACGCCAGGAGCCAUGACGGCCACAGGAAAGCGGUUCGACAAUACCAUCUGGGCAGACCUUCGAGACAUGGAGCAUUACAUCCAGCAUCUGCCUCCCGACCCCACGCGAAGGGUGCCCUCGAUACCCAUGGCGCCCAUGCAUUGGCUGUUCCAGUCGGCGCAGUCGACGCUGACACGACUUGAUCUCGAUUGGAUAUUGUGGCAUCAACGAGAGUACGACGACGCAUAUGACACAUCGAGCGAAUUCCUGAACGAUCUUGCUGCGCUGAGAUUCCCACAUCUGGUCGCGUUCCAGAUGCGCAACGCCGUGCAGCCGCUGACCAAGCUCCCGAGCGACGUCUUUCUCCUUGAAGACACCUUCCUCGCGUUUCUGGAAGAGCACCCCAGGAUCAAGUGUCUUGCGUGGCCACUGGAUAAGUUCUACAACCACACACGGCCUUCUGUGGAAACCCAGACCAGAUGUCGACGUCUCAUCGCACAUCUGGCUGCGGUGUUGACUGAUGUGCGCCUCGACACAUACUACGCUAGCAACGGAGAGCCUAUGACUGACGACGACACGGCAGUCGAGGCCACCCAUCAGCGGACCCGGCGCAGGAGAUUCAUCGCCGAGUUCGCUCCCCACAUGCAGAAAGUCAAGCAGCUCAAGCUCGAAGGCGGCAUCCCGCGGGACGAGAAGCGCGAGAUCCUGCGCGCCCUGCACUACUGUCCACUCGAGAAGAUUGUCUUCAUUGGCGUCUCGUUCCCAGUAGGCAACACCUGGGGCGCCGGCGGCGCACGUUUAAAGCAACUCGACGCAGGCCACGCCUCAGACUCUGCCUGGGACCUCGAAGAGGAAGACACCGACGGCAUGCUCGCAGCGUACCGACAACGCCCUUCGGUACCCUCAAACUUCACGUUCUAUCCAAACUUCGGCUGGUCCGCCGAACCGCCGCUCCUGCACACCCUCGCCCUCCACCACGCCGACACCAUCCAAGAGCUCAAAAUAUGCGGCUACAACGGCUGUCCCGUGCUCUCCUACCUCACCCCCGAAACCACGCCUCUCCUCGCCCCGCUCCUGCAAUACCGAAACCUCCGCCAAAUCGUCAUCAGCUUCUGGCUCCUGACGCACUUUGAAGGCGCAUACCGCGACAUGGAAAUCAUCCAGAGCUGGCUGGACACGCGCUCGCCGUCGAGCACGGCGCUCGUCGUCGUCACGCCCCCGCGCAGCCCCGAGCGCGAACACCCCGUCGACGGCGCCAUGAUGCCGGCCCCCGAGCCCAGCGCGCCGCGCCCGGCAUUCAACCGCUGGGCCGUCGCGCUCAAGACGCGCUUCACGCCCAGCGCGCUCGCGUACAGGGUCGCGCGCGACAUUGGCCCGUUUCUGAGCCCCGACGCCAAGGCGCGCGACGGCGGCGUGCGCAUUCGCGCCAGCUUCUGCCUGGGCGCGCGCGAGGAGCGCAGGGUUGCGAAUGACAUCUUCGAUCUGGACAUCAGGAUCGGCCGCGAUGAUCAGGUGCUGGAGUUUGUCGGGCCCCGGGAGGAGGGCGAGAAGGGCCGGUGGUGGGCUAAGAUGGAGCGACGGCAGUGGUUCUGA